Messenger RNA from Lingula anatina, 820 nucleotides. RefSeq lists its product as uncharacterized. Lineage: Eukaryota; Metazoa; Brachiopoda; Lingulata; Lingulida; Lingulidae. The record is from RefSeq and is a predicted model, not a curated record. Gene Ontology annotation, molecular function: protein binding.
ACACUUGGUAACAGAACUCUCUCUGUGCUGUGCAUGCAGGUAGCACUAUCCAAAUACUACGGGUUUGGGUUGAAAGUGUAAUAAUUCACCAACUCUGCGCAGCUGAGGGCGCGGUCCAGUGUAAUAAUAGUAAGCCACCAUGAAGACCAUGUGCUGUCGCGGGGAUCCAGCACUAUUCAAAACUCACAUGGAUCUUAUGGUCACUAACUCCACCGAUUGGACACGCUUGCAUGCAUUGACCACGCCAGCAAAAGGAUUGGAUAUCAACCGGAAAAAUAAGGCUGGACAAACCUGCUUGAUUUAUAUUUUAACGUCGUGGGGAAACAAACACGAAGAACAAAUCUACAGUUUGGUCAAUGCAGGAAUUGAUGUAAAUGCCACUUGGAAUGAAAGCAGAGCCACAUUGAAGGCUGUUCAAACAGAAGACCAAGAAUUGGUGGAUUUUCUUAAUGCUCUUCGGAUGAAGCAGGACGGUAAUACUGCCCUCCAUUAUGCCGCCUACCCGGGGACGGACGAGUGUCUUGUGGAGUCUCUGCUGAGGUCUGGAGCAGACGCUACCAUCAAGAAUAAGAAGGGACGCAUAGCAAAGGACUACGCCCUGAGAAGUAAAAGACAAGAAGUGAUUCAAAUAUUUGAAAAAUACGAGCCGGACCUGUGGACCGCGGUUCGGAAUAACGAUGAAGCACGUGUAAGAAAAAUGGUCAUGGAAUAUUGGUGCAAUGUCAAUAUAUCAAGGGGCUCGAAGACAUUGAUGCAGUUAGCUACACAGCUCGGGCACACCUCGAUAUUACGCAUUCUGGAGGAAGGAAGGGAGAGACAG